This is a messenger RNA of Symbiodinium natans, 5514 nucleotides long. Lineage: Eukaryota; Dinophyceae; Suessiales; Symbiodiniaceae. The record is from the annotation of a GenBank genome assembly.
AUGAUCCAUGAUUUGUACUGCAGCUGUGGACGGGCUUCGCAAGUUGUGCUGUGCCCAGCACUUUUCCGGAACACUAUGGGGCUUUCGUUGCAGACCACCUCUUUCUUGUGUUUCCUCGUUGUGCAUACUGAUGCUGAGCAGGACAACUGGGUCUUGGUGACGUUGAGAACCGGGGAGAUAUGCCACAACAGAUGGGGGACGCUUUGCCCGUGGUGGACCUUGGGGGACGACGCGUCCGGCAAGUGGCUGUUGGAGACUAUCACGUUUGGGCAGCUGGGCAUCGGAAGCACCGCCAGCGUGCGAAACAGCCCCAACACCCUGACCCUGGUGCCCAGCCAGCUCUUUGCCUCCCCGGAGCCCUGGGAGCUCGACGGCGUGCGCUUGGCCAGCGACGCCAGCGAGGCCCUGGAGCUCUCCUACAACGGCUCCUGGGGGCUCAUCUGCGACGAUGGCUGGGAUGAUGCUGCGGCCCGCGUCUCCUGCAGAGAUCUGGGCUUGGCUGGCGGCAAGGCCCUCUUCACGGAUUUCGACUCCUCGCGUGAUGGUGAGAUUUUGGUAGACGGCCUGACGUGUUUGGGCGACGAGGUGAGUCUCCGCAACUGCUCGUUCAAGGGCUGGAAGAAUCACGACUGUACUGCCCGGGAGAUGGCAGGUGUGCAAUGUCAACUGGACGCGUGGACACAGUACUCGGUCGUCGCGCCGGCCGGCCGCGAGGGUCACUCACUGGUGUGGGACGAUGAAACACAGUCUGCCUUCUUGUUCGGCGGCCAAGCAAGCCAUCGUUUCCAGUAUUUCUCCGACCUCUGGCGCUUAAGCUUUCCCUUUACCUGGGCCCAACUUUCCGCCGGGCCUCCCACAAGGUCAGGGCAUUCUGCAGUGUGGGACGCGGCAUCGCGGUCCAUGCUGAUCUUUGCCGGAAGGUAUUUGAGCACCUUUUACAACGAUCUCUGGCAAUACUUCACAGCCACGGACUCCUGGCAACCGUUGCAAGCCCUCCAUGGAAUCCCGUCCGCGCGCAUCGACCACACGGCAGUCUGGGACAUGGCCCACCGCGCCAUGUUCAUCUUUGCCGGCGAAGGCUCGGGUGGCCCGCUCAACGACUUAUCUCGCUACAGCUUGACAAGAAAUUCUUGGAGCACAUCAAGCGCCACCUCGCCAAGCCCCCGAAGCGGGCAUGCUGCGGUGUGGGAUCCCACCACCAUGUGCAUGCUGGUUUUUGCAGGGUGGACAGGUGCCGAAUACUUGGGGGAUCUCCACUUGUACAACUGGUGGACGGACCAGUGGACAGAGCUUCUGCCAACAUCAGGCGUCCCUUCUGCUCGCGGCGGGCACGCUGCCGCCUGGGAUCCACGCUCAAUGUCAAUGUUCAUAUUUGCUGGCACGCAAAACGACACCGGCGAGUUGUCCUAUGAUCGCGCGCUGUACAGGCACAGCCUUCUCUCGAACACCUGGGCGCAGCUCCCUGGUGAGGGCGGCCCUGUCGCGCGUGCGCAGGCGGCGAUGGCCUGGGGCAAAGGUUCCCAAGAGAGAUAUGGACUCUUGGUCUUUGGGGGCUUCAACACUCUGUACUUGGAGGACACCUGGAGGUAUGCGGCCUCCCCGAUGUCCACAGUGCCAGUAAUGAGAUGCCAGAUCGGGCAAGAUUGCACCUUGAAUUUUUCCGCUCCAGACAGCUCCCUGCACGCGGCCGCCCGCGUGACCGUGAAGCAGGCCUGCGUGGACCGCGAGGUUGUGCCCGGCUUGGCGAUUGCAGAGUUGGCGGAGGCAGACAUCCUGGAGCAUGGCUUCCGCGUGGGUUCGCCACUCUUCCUGCAGCCAGGCCAUCAUCGGCUCUGCGUGUGCCCAAACCAGGCAUGCAACCAGACGACAGACUUUUCCGAUGACCUUGGCGUUUUCAUCGUGGAGGGGCCCUUGCCCAAUCAGAGCAGGACUUGCUUUACCGGGGAAGACUGCGUUGUGCCGGUGCAGGGCAUUGGCAUGUCGCUGAACGACACCGUGAUGGCGUUGGCUCAGUGCGGUGGCUCCCUUGCGACAGCAAUCUUCGGUGAGCAGACGAUCUCGGUGAGUUUCGAUGAUGCCGCAGAUCGUUUCGUGGUGGACCUGGGCUUCGUGGAUGCGGCAAGUCGGCCAGACACCGUCCACCUCUGCUGGUGCCCCGCCGGCUGCGAGUGCUCGGUGCCGGAAGCGUUCCGCGCCACGGCGAUGCAGUUGCACGUUGUGUGCCCUCCUGGACAAUAUGAAGUUGAUGGUGCCUGCCAGCCAUGCGAGCCGGGCUUCUGGGUUCCGUUUGAGGGGGAUGUUGCCGGAGGCUCGUACUGCCCGGGUGGUGGGGGGUCUUUGCCCUGCCCGUCCUCCAGCUCCUCUUCGCCGGGCUCCAGUCAAAUUUCACAGUGCCUCUGCGAUCCUGCACAUUACUGGAGCACAGAAACAAGUGCCUGCAUCAACUGCCCUUAUGGUUCCACAACGCUCGAGCCUGGCGCAACAGCAUUGAGUUCGUGCACAUGCUUGCCGGGCUUCGUGAACCUGCAGCCAGAUAACCCAGCCAUUUGCGAAUGCGGCCCAGGGUAUGGCUACGACACGAGUCUCCGCAUUUGCGAGCCUUGCCAAAAAGGCACUUUCAAAGGCGUGCCGGGCAACCAAUUGUGCAGCGUCUGUCCCCGAGACCGGUCGACGCUGGAGGUCGGGUCCACCUCAUCCGCAGACUGCCGCUGCCAGCCUGGCUUGGUCGGGAUCGACAACUGCACGGAAUGCUUCGCGGACUUCUUCUGCCCCGGCACAGGAGAGGCCUUCGAGUGCCCAAACGGCGCAACUUCGCCAGCCGGCUCCACCUCGGCUUCGGCGUGCAUUUGCCGCCCAGGCUACCGGCUGCUGGAAUCGAUGUGUGAGCCUUGCCAAAGUGGCCGGUACAAGCUGGCGCCUGGCAACGCGACCGAAUGCCCCUUUCAGUGCCCAACGAACAGCGAAAGCGGAAUUGGUUCAACAAGCCUGGCUGAUUGUUACUGCAGCCCCGGCUAUUUCGCGGAGCAAGACGUGGCGGGUCAGCUCACCCGAUGCGCCACCUGUGCCGCGCAGGGGCAGCUUCGUUGCCUCGGCGGCUUCCAAACCAUAGGCAAUGAAUCAGUGCUUCACAUGAGGCCCAUCGCCGAGGCGGGAUUCUUCCAGACAGGCCGGGUUGUGGCCAUUAAAUGCCACGUCGAUGCCGGUGAGAACUUGAGCGUCUGUCGUGGCGGCGGGGCCUGUCUGGAGACGGAGAACCCGACGGUGAAUUGCGUGGGCAACUUCUCCAACGAGUGCGCAGAAGGCUCUACAGGCAUGCUCUGUGGCGAAUGCCCCAGUGGUUGGUCCAGGCAGGCCUUCCGACGGACCUGCCAGCCGUGUGACUCUUCACUUUUUGGACCCGGGUCCAGUAUUCUGGCUCAUGUGUCGUUGAAAGCUGCUCUGAGCCUCUUCGUGGCGUCCACGGCUGCCACGGCUGCUGUGCGCGGCAAUACCAAACUGCUGACCAGCAUGAUACGAAUUGGCCAGCAGUGGCUUGCUGCGUGCUCAGUCAUCGCGACCUUUGACUUGGGCCAGACCAGGAUCAUUAGCUUCUCGCAGCAGGAGCCCGACAACCUGGACUGGCCGAUAGCCGUCACCCAGGCUUUUCGUCGUCUGUACGAGGUGAUGGCGCUGACUCCCACGAUUGCCCCGGUGGAGUUCACAGUGCAAUGCGCGGCGCAGGAAGUUUCCGAUGGCCGUGGGGUUCAGGUCAUGGCCCUGGGCAUCUACUACCUCUGCCUCCCUGCCUUCGUGGUGGUGGCGACCAUCCUUGUCUGCGCCGCCGCGGUGUAUGUGCUUGUGCCCGUGGCCGGCCGCUACGGGCGCUCCUUCAACGAGGCCGCCAAGCGCAAGAAGAACAAGGAGAAGGAGGAGAAUGACAAGAAGAACAAGGAGAAGGAGGAGGAUGACAAGAAGAAGGCAUCGGAGAUCCUUGAGGCUGAAGUCGAAGUCUGCGAGGAGGCCGGGAUUUCUUUCGCGGAAGCUGGAGGAGACAGCGAGGCCGGCACGGGCCAGGCUUCGAUUCCCGCGCAGCCCAUCACAGAAGGGAGCGAUGACGAGGCCGACGAGGACGUCGAAGUGGACGAGGUCCUCGACGCGUUGGACUUUGGCCUGUUCACCGCCUGGCCGGAUCCUCGAAGUCUGAUCGUUCAGAGCCUGCCGGUCAUUUGGGUAAGCCUCGUGUCGCUUUGGCCAAGCCUCUUGUCGGGCUUCCUUCAGCUGAUGUGGUGCGUGCCCCUUCCAGAGGGCGACGACCAGAUUGUGAGUCGCUUGCUGCCCUCUCCGGACAUUGUGUGCGGUUCGCCGGAUCAUUCGCCUGCUGCGUGGCUGGCCAUCGCGGGCCUCAUCAUCUGGUGUUUGGGCACCCCGCUGGCGUUGGCGCUCCGCCUGGCUUUCGUGCGCGAUAGGCAGGCGCCCGACAACUUCAGGCAGUACGGCUACUUCAUCCAGGGUUUCGAGCCCGUGUACUGGUGGUGGGAUCUGCUGGUGAAGAACGCCGACGUGGGCCUGAUGAUGACCAUCACCUACACCUCCAUCGUGGAGGCCUUCGAGGCGAAGCUGCUGCUCUUCCCGGUGAUCUCAGGCGUGCAGCUCGCCACAGCAGCUUGGGUCAGGCCGUUCGCCAACGACCAAGCGCAGCUGCUUGAUGUCCUCGAGGUGAUGCUGUGCAGUGUGCGCUUCUUCCUUUUCAGCUCGAUUGCCGCGAUGCUCAUGCUGAACCCUCCACCGGUGGCGACGCACAGCAUCGCCGUCGGGCUGUUUGCCAUGAUCGCCCUUGCCUGCCUCUACCUGAUGAUCCAUGCCCUUGCGCAGUUCCUGCGUGAUUCAUCCAAGUCACGCCCGAAGAAGGGCCACCGCUUUUUGGUGCUGCUAGAUAACGUGCGACGGGCCAGCGUCAAUCGCGCGCUGAAGGUGGUGCAGCAGGCAGACACCGAGAAGAUGCUGGUGGAAUGGUCCUUCGAGAGCGAAGUGGUGACUGUGCGGCCUCCACGUUGGGCGGAGGUUUCCCGCCUCCGGCGCCUCUGGGGCUUCCUCCUCCGCUUCGGACCCUCCUUCCAACAAGCGAUCCUCCUGAAGGUGAUGGAAGAGUUCCACACCUUUCUGGCUGAGGCGAAUCAGACGAAGUUGCCGGGAAUGCCCGUGCUCUGUGCCCUGGCAACCUGCCAGAGGAGCCUUCCCCACCUCAUCGUCAAGAGUCGCAUGGCCGAGGUCUGGCUGAGAAAGCUCCGAUCCCUCGCCAAGAAACCGGGCUCAAACAACUGUAGCCCCGAGGACCUGGCGCGCGCGCUGACCCGCCUGCGCCAGAUGGUCUCUACCGAGGCGCUCCAUCUGGUGCAGGAGGCGGUCAUGCUCUUUCAGCGUGGUUUGCCUCAGGCGAUUGUGGCUGAGAGCGCUGAGCACGCUGCCCACGAUGAAAUUGGGGACGCUGGUAUGGUCCUUGCUGCCAGCGGCCUCGAGCAAGUUGAGCUAUCCUGA